UCGUCUACAAAGGCUGUACCGUGACAUCGAACAACUCAAAGCCACAUCAUUAGUGAACGUGUCCAAAAUUUGCGACGGCAAUCACGUAAUGUUGCCGAGAGUCGAAGCGAGCUUUGGAGAGACAUUGUUCGUCGGGGUGUUGCAGAAGGUGCUCCUGGCAGUUUGGAACGUCGACAUCAAGUGGAACGACUUUGGCGUAUGAACAUGCCAUCGUUGCAUAUACACUUAGACCGAAGCGACAAGCAGUCGUGGGUUGACUGGACAACAACACGAAACGAAGGCACCAGCUACUUUGCCAGCGCCAUGCGGUAUGUUGGUGCGUCGCGAACCCACCCCUGCUACAAUGCACUUCGCCAAUUUGCCCCCGAAGGUGCCGCCGACGAUGGAUCGUCGCUGUACGAUGAGGAAUUGAUGACUCAGGCAGCUUCACAGUGGGGUGCAUGGAUGAAACAGUUCCUUCCCGCUGAUCACUUUAGCUCCCAAAACCAAAGAUGCUGUGUCAGCCAUUGGUUAAGCCAGCAGUCCGAAGAGUACGAUUAUACACCAACCAUGGAGGGUCGGCUCAUCUAUGUUCCUGCGACCUGGGCUGCCCGACUACGUUGGCUCGACGGCUCCGAACGCACCUUGCAGCUUAGGUUUCCGAAUUCGACAAAGGCUAUUUACAACCAGCAACCACGAUGCAAUGCCUAUCGUCAAGUGAACUUCGUGGAGCCAUGUUGGCAAACGUGGGAAUAUCGCAGAAUGUUUCAGGAAACAUAUCACCGACCAGUCGAAGAUGACUUGACAGAUUUCUUCGAUGAUGAAAUCUUCCAAGAGUAUGAGCACUCAUGUCCCCGAUCAUGGAAUCACAUUUGAAGUACGAACGUGCGACGAGCUCAUAAACAAUGAAGAACUGCUGUACCUGUAUGACCAUCGUCAUCUUUUGGUGUUGUACCUACCUAGAUCGGAAAGGUAUCCUUCGAUCAACAUCAUAGUAUAUGCAUACCAUUGUAUUGCUCGAUCAGAUCGAGGAUUUCCGCGAU
Messenger RNA from Radiomyces spectabilis, 1022 nucleotides. RefSeq lists its product as uncharacterized. The record is from RefSeq and is a predicted model, not a curated record. The transcript has 2 exons. Bases 199 to 855 code for a protein of 218 amino acids. Lineage: Eukaryota; Fungi; Mucoromycota; Mucoromycetes; Mucorales; Radiomycetaceae.